GUUGGACUUCGAUUCAAUUGAACCGAUUCAGUGAUUCGCGAAUCAAGCAAGCAGAGACGAACAGUCGGUUGUCGUCAGACCGGUGAGCUGAAUGAAAUGAGAUCAGGCUGUGGACCCCUCCAUGGAAGAGGCCAGCGAUGAGGGGCUUCUACUCCAAGCUGGACUCCUCAUCUCCUCUGAACCUGGCCGUGGAGACUGAGAAAGCUCAGGCCCUGCUCCAGACCUUCAGCACUGCCUCUCUGUUAGCCAGCGCGGGCCUGGGCGCUUUCUGCUUCCUCGCCGACCACUUUCUGACGCUCCCGUUCAUCCAGCACCAUCUGUGGCUCAGGGCGGUGCUCGAUAACGCCGUCCACGGCAUCAUCGGACUCUGGUCAUGGGCCAUCAUCAUCGGUUUGAGGAAGAAAAGUGACUUCUAUGAAGUCGUCUUGGCUGGGUUUCUGGCAUCUAUCAUUGACCUGGACCACUUCUACACGGCUGGAUCAUUGUCACUCAAGGCUGCUGUGAAUCUGUCGCACAGGCCUCCGCUGCACUGCUCCACCCUGAUCCCAGCGCUCUGCUUCUCCCUGCGCCUCCUCAUGUGGGCCUGCCAGCUCAAGGACUCCUGGUGCUCCCUGCCCUGGAUGCUGUUCAUCUCGCUGGCGUCGCACCACAUCCGCGACGGCGUUCGGCACGGCCUCUGGGUGUGUCCGUUUGGAAACACGGCACCCAUCUCUUACUGGCUGUACGUCACCAUCACAGCCACUCUUCCUCACCUGUGCUCGGUGCUCAUGUAUCUGACCGGCACCAGAGACAUGAUCUCCACCAAACACGGGGUCGCCAUCGACGUCUGAAACACUGGCUUGAUUGUGGGCUCGUUAUUUAUUCAAUUAUUGAUAUUUUCCCAGCGACAAUUUAGCAUUGAAUAUAUUUCCAUGAGCUCUUCUCUCCCUCGUUGCCAUUCCAACAUAAUUCGUCCUUCUUCCUCGAGAGAUUUUCAGUACGUUUGAUACUUUUAACUACUGUGGUCAAUCAGGUAUCAGAAAUCAGGUUGUAUUUACUGUGAAGACUGUGAAUAUUUUAAUAUCUAUGAUGUAGAUGAGGGUUGGGCGAUUAAAAAAAAAAUAAUAAUAAUAAUUAAUAAUAAUAUAUAUAUUUUCCAGGCUUUUUGUACAGUAUGCUGUAUAUACAUUUGAUAUAAAAAUCCAUUACAGAGCAAAUGGGGAAAAUUAUAUUAUCGAAAUUAAAUCUCCAUUUUGCAGUAUUUUGGCAAAAUGUAAUAAUAAAAAAUAAUUCAGAAGAAGUAAACACUUUACUUUAGUAAGUAUAAAAUGGAGUUCAUUUUGAAAAUAUAAUUUCUACAUUUGCUGAUCUGGAUUUAAAUCCUCAUUGUUGUCAAGUAGAUAAUAUUUAAUGAUUGCUAAUAUCUAAUACAUUUUUUCAUAUGCAUCAGUAGAACCGUAUGAAGUAAUAAACAACACACUAGAGCUUAGAAAUUUGAGUUAUAAACAAAAACAAAACAAAUUGCUAAUUCAUAAUUGUGAAUUAAUUCACUUUCUAAUUUAAGAUCGUGUGGUCAUAUUAGUGAAUUUUUGGCAAAAAGACCAUUGUUAAUAGUUUAUUUGUCACAUGACCAACUUGAACCUGUUGCGAAAUCUGCGCAAGGAAAUCUUUUGCCCUCCUGAUCUAAUGGCAAUUCGUACAUAUUCUGCGAGUUGCGCAAUUCAUAUUAAUUCAUAGGAUUGAUCUACGCUUCACCUUGCCCCUUAACCUGCCCAUCACUGGGGAAAUUGUACAAAUUUGUAAAAGUGAGGUCGUACGAAUUAGCCACAUCGUAAAAUACGUACGAAUUGGGCGUGAGAUGGCAUUGUUGAUCCCGGUUGAAAUGACUGGAUUUCACACAUGGAAAUGUGUGCAACAGCAGUGAAUGUGACCGCAUCUUAAUGCUGAAAUUAAAAUUAUUAUUAAAAUAUCUGUUUUAAUUCUUAAAAAGAAAGGCUGUGAAUCUAUUAAAAUAACAUUUUAAUAGCUUAAUAAAAAGUGCUUUAAAAACUAGUGCGGUCAUUUAUAUCACUAACUAAAUGGAUGUGAAUGUUGGAUAUUAUCGCCCAGCCCUAGAUAAGUUGGUCUGGAUUCUCUCUUUCUGACUUUAAAAGCUUCAGCAUUGUGUUGUCACAUAUAGCUUAGAGGUAUAGACUUGUCUAUUCAAAUAAUGCCAUUUUAUUGCGUUUAUUUUCAUCAUGAUUCAUGAUGUGUCGUGGUCCACUAAUAGGCAUUGAGAAUGGAUGUUGAUGGUCUUUGUGCUUGUGUAUUUGCGGUUGAGGAUCACUGUAGAUGUACUUGAAGGACGUUAGUCUUUCUGUAGUGUAUUUAAAAGGCAGAAAAACACUUGUAGGUCUAGUUUCACUUGGAAAAGUCCUUAACUAUAAACCUUUUUAAAUGGUAUGGAAAAUGGAAAUACUUUGUUGUUACAAAAUCUUAUUGCUGACUUUAUUUCCAAACCAAAGCUUUGUUUCCGUAUCAUUUACAUGAUUAAACUGUUGUUAAGUGUCUUUGUAUGCAUGCUGCAAUUAACUUCUUGACUCAAGAGGUAGAAGAGUUUGUGUCUUCAUCAUCAAAUUUGGAGAAAUGUAGCAUUAUGUCCCUUGCUCACCAGUGUAUCCUCUGCAGUGAAUGGGUGCCGUCAAACUGAGAGUCCAAACAGCUGAUAAAAACAGAAUAUCCACACCGCUCCAGUCCAUCAGUUAUUGUCUUGUGAAGUGAAAAGCUGUGGGUUUGUAAGAAUCAAAUUCAUUAAGGCAUUUGAACUUUCAGCUGUUAUUUCAGGCCAAAAUAUCCAUCUAUAAUCCAUAAUAACGCUUCCUCCAGUGUUCUCUUACAUCAAAAUCCACCUGCAUAUUUGUUUUGGCUUGUAAACUGUGCUUGAUCUGUACAAGAUGACUUCUCUAGAUAAGUGUUAUUAUGGAAAGAGAAGAGUAUUUCAGCUGGAAGCAACAGUUUAAAAUAUGAAAUUCCCUGCAGAGCAGUCUUUGGUGAGCAGGUGAUGUAAUGCUACAUUUCUCCAAAUCUGAUGAAGAAACAAACAAACAAACAAAUAAAACUGGUAUUAAGUAGCCACAAAGACAAAACGUGUUCAAACUGCUGUUGGGCUAUAGAUCUUGGACUAAAUAUUCAUGUUUUUUUUUUUUUUUUUUUUUUUUUUUUCAGAUCAAAUUAAAACAAACAUUGUUCAAUAUUAGUGUUUACAGCACAAUGUAGAGUUAAUUUAGCAUUGCAUAUGUAUACUGCCACUUAAAAGUUUUGGAUUAUGUUCUUGGUUAAUAUUUUCAAUGUUGUAAAGGGAUUAUACUCUGCCUAAACAUGGUAAGUUAAAUCUUGUGUUUUAUCUUUGUUGCCCCAUUUUGUCUAGAUUCACUAUUCACCCAAUUUCAGAAAUGUUGGUUUUGUCAAUGCUUGAAUGUCGUCACUAUACAUACAUGUUUUUAGGGAGUAUGAAUUGUCAUGUGUUUUCAAACUUUUGACUGGUGGUGGAUAUCUUUUUUUCUUUACUACUUAUUUUCAGAAGCAAUGAUAAAACUGCUUUUAUUAAUUUGUUGUUGUAAUAAGGGAAGCAAUGUUAAGUUAUAUUUUGGUUUGAUUCCUAACGCUUAAGUCAGUUGUAGAGGCCUUGUCAAACCUGCAGAGGGAGAUGUAGACCGACUUUAUCCAUGACCUUUUGUAAAUUCCUUUUCAUUUUAUUUAUUUAUUUAUUUUUAUUGUAAUGGUUACGUUUUAAACGUGUAUUUUAUUUAUAUGCUUUUUUUGCACAUAAUGUUGAUUUGUCAAUAAUGUGAUGUUGAUUGCAGUCAAGAAAUGACUGAAAGCAUUAUUUAUUUCUCACAACUGUCAGUAAAGUUACACAUGCACUUCAA
Molecule: messenger RNA, 3887 nt
Organism: Carassius gibelio (silver crucian carp)
Lineage: Eukaryota; Metazoa; Chordata; Actinopteri; Cypriniformes; Cyprinidae
Gene: tmem267
Product: transmembrane protein 267
Exons: 3
Coding region: 138-830 (230 amino acids)
Source: RefSeq, a predicted model, not a curated record